AUGAAGUUCGCUGGUAUCAUCGCUCUGUUCGCUCUCCUCCUCAUCGCUCAGGUCUCGAGCUUCCAGUUCGCCCUCCAGAUGAAGGGCUACUGCACUCAGGGAUGCCAGCUGAAGGGCGGCUCGCAGACUGUGACCACCACGAUCUCCUCCUCGGACGAUGCCGUGAAGUUCUCCGUCGCCUCUGUGAUCGGUACCUACGCCACCUUCAACAUCAGCGACCCCAGCACUGGUUUCAGCAAGGGCGACAUGUCAUUCGGUACCCACCUCGCCCGCACCCACACCGUCGAGUUCGAGGCCUUCAACCCGGCUACCCAAAUCCCCGGCGCUGAGGGCAUGGUCGUGGUCAACGAUGUCUACAACGUCAAGGGCGGCUCGGGUGCCUUCGACGGCGCCACCGGCAUGAUCUCGGCCACCGCCAGCGUCAACACCACCUCGGGCUACUCCGAGACCUUCGUGUACGGCGUCAUCUUCCCCAAGGCCCACUAG
Acanthamoeba castellanii str. Neff is the source of this 486-nucleotide messenger RNA. RefSeq lists its product as uncharacterized. NCBI's taxonomy places the organism in Eukaryota, Discosea, Longamoebia, Acanthamoebidae. The coding region runs from base 1 to 486 and encodes 161 amino acids. The record is from RefSeq and is a predicted model, not a curated record. The transcript has a single exon.